UCUACGUCUCUCAGCCAUUGCCCAAUACGAUUCCUAUCUCCUAUUUUCUCUAAUAUCUCUGCUGUAUGUUAAACCAGCCAUAUUAGUUUUGUCGAUUAUGAUGCACAGUUGCUACUAGCUAGGCCGAUUUCGCCAAACCAGUUUUUAGUCAAGUCAAUAGUGCUAUUUUGGCAACCAACAGACAAACUGCAUUGAGCUUUUGUUCAUCCGUAACUAACGCCAUCGUUUUUAAGAUCUUAUUUUGAAGUAGCCUGCUAUCAAAACACACUUUUCUCAUCAUUUGAAUUGAGCUGUCUGGAUAACUUGACUCUCUGGCUAGCUAGCUAUUUUUUUUGCAUUCCUCCUUUGUCUAGCCGACUUUUGUUUUUAUUGGUGGUUUCAUUUUAGUCCGUUUUCCCCCGAGUUCUUAUUUAUUUUUCUACCCGACAAGGUUCCGACUUACCAAGAUAGGCAACUCGGGAGCUAAGAUGUCGAACCGAACAGUUUGCAGAGAAGCAAGUCACGCUGGCAGUUGGUACACCGCCUCAGGCUCCCAGCUGAAUACACAACUGGAAGGUUGGUUGUCUCAAGCCCAGUCCACUGUCACACCUGCUAGAGCAAUCAUAGCACCGCAUGCAGGAUAUACCUACUGUGGCGCUUGUGCUGCACACGCAUACAAACAGAUAGACCCUUCUGUCACUCGCAGGGUGUUCAUCCUGGGUCCGUCUCACCACGUUCCUCUGUCCCGCUGUGCCCUCUCCUCUGCUGAGGUUUAUAAAACCCCUCUCUACGACCUCCGGAUUGACCAGAAGGUCUAUGCUGACCUCUGGAAGACUGGGAUGUUUGAGAGGAUGAGUCUUCAGACAGACGAGGAUGAGCACAGCAUUGAAAUGCACCUGCCUUACACUGCUAAAGCCAUGGAGAGUCAUAAAGAUGAGCUCAGCAUUGUCCCAGUGCUGGUGGGAGCCCUCAGUGAGUCUAAAGAACAGGACUAUGGGAAACUGCUCAGCAGGUAUCUGGCUGAUCCCUCCAACUUGUUCAUCAUCUCCUCUGACUUCUGCCACUGGGGCCAACGGUUCCGCUACACCUACUAUGAUGAGGCUCAAGGAGAGAUCCACAGAUCCAUUGAACACCUUGAUAAAAUGGGUAUGGGCAUUAUAGAAACACUGGACCCCAUGUCCUUCACCAACUACUUGAAGAAAUACCACAACACCAUCUGUGGACGUCAUCCUAUUGGAGUGCUGCUAAACGCUGUGUCUGAGCUGAGGAAGAGUGGAACAGAGAUGAACUUCUCCUUCCUAAACUAUGCCCAGUCGUCCCAGUGCAGGAACUGGCAGGACAGCUCUGUUAGCUACGCAGCCGGGGCCCUCAUUGUACAUUGAUGUGGUCCACCUCGGGCGUGUCCCAAAUGGCUCCCUCUUCCCUAUAUAGUACUUUUGACCAGGGCCGAUAGUAGCCUUUUCCGAGCCAGAAAAGCUCCUGCCCCCAUGGGCCAACGACCUGUUAGUGUAGAGUGAGACAGCUUGAUGUACAAGACACUGGACAAGACCCUAGUCUUAUCGCAGGGUCUAUAUGGCUCUGGUCUAAAGUAUUGCACUAUAUAGGGAAUAGGGUGCUAUUCUCUGGUCUAAAGUAGUGCACUAUAUAGG
Molecule: messenger RNA, 1628 nt
Organism: Coregonus clupeaformis (lake whitefish)
Lineage: Eukaryota; Metazoa; Chordata; Actinopteri; Salmoniformes; Salmonidae
Product: protein MEMO1
Exons: 9
Coding region: 468-1361 (297 amino acids)
Source: RefSeq, a predicted model, not a curated record